ACGUACCAGCAUUGUUUUCGUUCUUUCUCAUCAGCUUCAUCUUUAUAGUCAAGGAAAGUCCCCAACCCGCCUCCACACAAAUUUCCAGCCGAUCAUAGCUAAUUGGGUAGUGGGCUCGUCUCGACCUACUCACUCUGAGGAGUUUUAGAUGCUCAGCCGGGUGACCUUGACGCUUCCUCGUCGAUUUGCGUCCAGUUUCUCAUCGCCCCUCCUUCCAAAAGGAGCCUUGGCAUACAUAAAUGGGCAAUGGGUUGAAUCACAAAAGAAAAACACUUUCGACGUUACCAAUCCUUUCAAUGGGCAAUUGUUGUACAAAACUGUGAAUUGUGACGUGCCGGAAGCUAAAAAGGCUGUGCAUGCCGCUAGAGAAGCGUUCGAGAAGUGGUCCUUGGAAACAACUCCAAAAGAACGCGGGGCCAUACUGAGAAAAUGGUAUGACCUUCUCGUCGCGAAGGAGGGAGAGUUGGCUGAGCUUUUAACUCUCGAGCAAGGUAAACCAUUGAUUGAAGCACGUGGAGAAAUCAAAUACUCAGCCAGCUUUCUGGACUGGUUUUCUGGAGAAGCAAGACGUAUCUACGGACAGGUUGUUGUUCCUGCGGUACUCAAUAGGGAGCAUAUCCAUAUACGGGAGCCGAUUGGCGUGGCUGCAUUCAUAACCCCAUGGAACUUUCCCACGGCAAUGAUCGCACGCAAGGCUGGAGCAGCCUUGGCAGCUGGUUGCACAAUUGUAGUGAAGCCAGCUGAGGACACGCCGCUCAGCGCCCUCGCUCUAGCACAGACAGCUGAGGAAGCAGGAGUCCCUUCAGGAGUGUUCAAUGUCAUCACUGCCGAUCGCAAACGAACAGCAGAAAUCUCGAAGUACAUUUGCGAAAGCACCGACGUGGACGUAAUCAGUUUUACAGGAAGCACUGCCGUGGGAAAGCUCCUGUUAACGCAGUCGGCCUCUACGGUAAAGCGUGUCUGUCUUGAACUCGGAGGCAGUGCCCCUGUGAUUGUUUUUGAUUCUGCUGAUCUGGAUGUCGCUAUCAAGGGAUGCAUGGCAGCGAAAUUCAGGGGAUCAGGACAAACUUGUGUGGCCGCAAAUCGUUUCUUUGUACAGAAAAAGAUUCACGAUGAUUUUAUCACAAAAAUGACUGUUGCCAUGAAAGGGCUUGUAGUUGGAGAUGGAAUGAAUCCAAAGACUACCAUAGGACCACUUAUCAACGAAGCGGCUGUCAAGAAGAUUACGGAUUUGCUCAAGGAUGCGGAAUCGAAGGGCGCUAAAAUUUUGCUGGGUGGAAAACGAGGAAAGGGAACAUGCUUCCAGCCUACACUUUUGACCAAUGUAACAAAAGAUAUGGACAUAGCGCAUACAGAGAUUUUCGGUCCAAUAGUUGCUGUGAGGAAAUUCAACGACGAAGCGUCGGCCCUAGCUGAAGCAAAUGAUACCAGAGUGGGGCUGGCGGGUUACAUCUUCACCAAGGAUGCGGAUCAGAUAUACAGAGUGACACGCCGUCUAAGAGUUGGAAUGGUUGGAGUCAACGAAGGACUGAUAUCUUGCGCCGAAGGCGCGUUCGGAGGUGUGAAGGAGAGCGGUCUCGGACGGGAGGGAGCUUCUCAGGGCAUUGAUGAAUUCACGCAAUGGAAAUAUAUUUGCACGCAACAUUAGGAGCGUGCUUUUUGCCGCACUUAUCGGUACCAAAUACCCGAUAUAGACCAAUAUUGCUGAUUGAGCUAACAUAGUAUUCACUAGUGUGGCAGUCUAUUGAAUAUGCGCCACCAUAUCAUUAGGUUACCAAAUGGUUUCGAUGUUUUAUAACUUCCUUUUCAACAACGGGUCAAGUGUUUUCCGUUAUAAUGCAAUAUUAAUAAUGUAGACCCUAUAGUUGCAUCUUCGUUUCUAUAACUGGGCUAGUCUGAUCAUCUGUCUAGUUUUGUAUUUUUCAUUUUGAUUUGUAAAGAUUCUUUUAGUGCGUAGGGUAUUUAUGAUGACUUGACUCUAUCUGAAAAGUUCUGAAUUGCUUAUGGAUCUAACACCUUUUCAUCUAGUGGCCAUCUUUUGUUACGAGUGUAGUAAUAAUGUCGAAAAAUCGACUUUUGUCUGGAAUGCUUUUUGUACCU
This is a messenger RNA of Cylicocyclus nassatus, 2100 nucleotides long. Lineage: Eukaryota; Metazoa; Nematoda; Chromadorea; Rhabditida; Strongylidae. The record is from the annotation of a GenBank genome assembly.